AUGGGUUCUCCAGUGCCAUCCAUGGGCGAAGACUCUGAGAGCGCCCUUCGUGGUAUCCAAGUAUUCCUCGAUGCACAAGCUAUCUCAGCCGUAGCAGGAUGCGGCCUGCGUCACGCAGCCUACUGGAUCGCCCUCCGCCAAGAAAUCAUUACAGCCUUCAGCAAACAACGAACCUUCCGCCUCCCCCUCGGUCCCUGCGAACCCUACCGCACCUUUGAACCAGCCGACGACUACGUCUGGGCUGACCGACUAGUAAUCCACUGCGCCGAUGUGUUACAAUACUGCUUCGGCUCGGAGGAAGAGAACCUCCCACGCGACACAUACCAGUCAACCUCCAGCAUGGGCGUACUAUAUCCAAAGCCGACCACGGACAUGCGUAUCGCGCGCUACGAUGAACUAGUCGCAUUCGAAAGACUGUGGGUUGAAAUGGGCCCGCCCAGUUUCAAACCCAUCUAUGCGCGAGGACCAGACCGCUCGCGCGGCGAAGUCUUUCCCGAGUUAUGGUACUUGAACAACUGCCACGUCGCGGGCUUGCAAUUCCUCGAUCUAGCGCGUAUCUUGCUCACAGUAUACAACCCCAAGCUGCCCCGUCUAGGCCCGGGCCAGCGCACGGCGAUGCGCACGGUUGAUCGCGAGGUGCGCGCGAUUGUAUUGAGGUUGUGCGGGAUCGCGCUGUCUAAUCAGCAUAGCCCACCGGGACUGGUGAAUGCAUUUGUGGCGAUUGGAAUGUGUGGUGAUCGGUUUACGGAUCGAUUGGAACAGGAGGCUCUUCUCGGGGUGCUUGUCAAGUUGGAGGAUGAACACGCGUAUCCUACGACGAGUACGCGGGAGUUGUUGAAGGGGGCCUGGGGGUGGGAUGGGUAUGAUGCCUCCGAAUAG
Messenger RNA from Penicillium daleae, 879 nucleotides. RefSeq lists its product as uncharacterized. NCBI's taxonomy places the organism in Eukaryota, Fungi, Ascomycota, Eurotiomycetes, Eurotiales, Aspergillaceae. The transcript has a single exon. The coding region runs from base 1 to 879 and encodes 292 amino acids. The record is from RefSeq and is a predicted model, not a curated record.